This is a messenger RNA of Pochonia chlamydosporia 170, 924 nucleotides long. Its product is annotated as pyrroline-5-carboxylate reductase. Lineage: Eukaryota; Fungi; Ascomycota; Sordariomycetes; Hypocreales; Clavicipitaceae. Gene Ontology annotation, biological process: L-proline biosynthetic process. The coding region runs from base 1 to 924 and encodes 307 amino acids. The record is from RefSeq and is a predicted model, not a curated record. Gene Ontology annotation, molecular function: pyrroline-5-carboxylate reductase activity. The transcript has 2 exons.
AUGGAGAAAAAGUCACCAGGAACAUUGGGGUUCUUGGGAUGCGGCAACUUGGGAACUGCGAUUCUCAGCGGCCUACUUGGUAACUCGAGCGACUCGGAAAGCACAACACUGCCAUUCUCUCGCUUCAUGGUGAGCGUCCGGACGGACGCCUCGGUUACUCGACUACAGAAUCAGUUUCGCGAGCACAACACCAAGGUUUCUGUUUUUAAGAACGAAAACGUCAGCGUCGUACGUGAUUCAGACGUCAUUAUUCUUGCGACGGACCCUGUUGACGUAGAGCUCGCCCUUACUGGUGUGCGUGGUCAAUUCUCUGAGAAGCUGCUCAUAAGCGUUGCUGCAGGAUGGACUAGAGAGAAACUUCAGGCAAUUCUAUAUGGGAGUGCAGCGGUUUACAAUGCAGAUAGCGACUCUCCAUAUCGCCCCUGGGUUAUUCGCACGCUACCCAACGUUGCUGCAGUUGUUCAUCAGUCAUUGACCAUCAUCGAGACACCUGAUGCCAAGCUGCCCUCAGAGUAUUUACAACUGACAAGGUCUAUCUUCAAUUGUGUCGGAAAGACCAUGGUAUUACCGCCAAAGCUUUUGGAUGCAGCAACCGCAGUCGGCGGAUCGACACCUGCAUUCUUCGCCGUCAUUUGCGAAGCGCUCAUCGAUGCUGCUGUUGCUGUGGGAGUCCCACGAGAUGUAGCUCACGCAAGCAUUGCCCAGUCCAUGCUGGGUACGGCCCAUAUGAUUCAGCAUGGUAUGCAUCCAGGUGCUGUGAAAGACAAGGGUACAUCACCCGAGGGUUGUACGAUGAGUGGUCUUAUGGUGUUGGAGGAGAAUGCUGUUCGGGGACAUGUUGGACGCGCACUUCGUGAGGCUGUUACGGUCUCUCGGUUGAUGGGCACUCGUGACCAUUUAAAUGAUACGAGAAAAUAUGAAUAG